AUGAAAGCCAGCCAGCCUCUCCUCCUGCGCCGAGCCGGGCCCGGGGGGCUGCCAAGGACGGCUCGGGGGGCUGCCACAGAGAGCCCAGGGGGGCGACAAGGAGGGCUCGGGAAGCUGCCAGAGAGAGCCCGGGAGGCUGCCAAGGAGGAGCCGUGCCCGCUGACACCGCCCAGAGAGGCCGCGGGGGGACGGGCCGAGGGGAGCGGCCCGGGAUGCGCUGAACAGGCCGGACCAAGGGCUGCGGAGGCCGAGCCGCGCCCCAUGGCCCGGGGCAGGUUCCCCUGGGCUCCUGGAAGUCUGCUGGAAGUGGUGGCCGGGCUGGCGGCGGUCGCGGGGCUCGCUGUUGUCUUUUACAUUGAAGUAGUCGGACGCAAAAUGUUUCCUAAGGAGGUGGAAAACUAUGUGGCAUCCAUAGUGCUGAGUGCAGUUGGUGACACGCUGGGAUUUAACAAUGGCAAAUGGGAGUUCCAGCUGAGUGGCCCAGUCAUCCACAAGGAGCUGGCAGAGAUGGGAGGACUGGGCAACUUCAGCAUCCAAGGCUGGAGAGUCAGCGAUGAUACCGUGAUGCACUUGGCCACGGCCGAAGCCCUAGUAGCUGCCGGGAAAAACCCAAGCCUACCACAUCUCUACUCUCUGCUUGCAAGGAACUACAAGGAGUGCAUGAAUGACAUGGAGGGAAGAGCUCCAGGUUCCAUGUCCCUGGAAAGCACCAUGAAGCUGGAUGCGGGGCGGCCGAACGGCUGGCGGAUCCCGUUCAGCCCGCGGGCGGGAGGCUGCGGGGCCGCCAUGCGCGCCAUGUGCAUCGGGCUGCGCUUCUUCCGCCCCGCCCAGCUGGACACCCUGCUCCAAGUCAGCAUCGAGAGCGGCCGCAUGACCCACCACCACCCCACCGGCUACCUGGGGGCCCUGGCCUCAGCCCUCUUCGCGGCUUAUGCAGUGAACAGCGUGCCCCCCGAGGCCUGGGGGAAGGGGCUGAUGGAGGUGCUGCCACGGGCAAAAGCCUACGUGCAGGAGGCUGGCUUCUUCGUGAAGGAGAACAUGGAGCAAUGGUAUUACUUCGAAGAGCAGUGGAAAAAAUACCUGGAGGAGAGAGGCAUCUCGGACGGGGUCUCGCCGCCCAAGUUCCCCUCCAAGUACGGCGUGGAAGAGAGAGACUCGUUCUACGCGUCCCUGAGCUACAGCGGCUGGGGCGGCGGCAGCGGGCACGACGCGCCCAUGAUCGCCUACGACGCGCUGCUGGGCGCGGGGGACUCGUGGACGGAGCUGGCUCACCGCGCCUUCUUCCACGGCGGCGACAGCGACUCCACGGCUGCCAUCGCCGCCAGCUGGUGGGGCAUCAUCCACGGCUUCCAGGGGGUGCCCCCCUCCCUCUACGCCCACCUGGAGUACAAGGAGCGCCUGGAGAAGGUAGCCAAGGGCUUGUACAGCAUCCUCUAGGCAGGAGAUGGCGGGGCAGCCCUCAGGCACGCUUACCCUGCGGCUGUCCCAUGCUCGCUCGCUCGGUUUGCCAACCCACUGGAUUAAACCUCGUGAACGUAAGCCAGA
This is a messenger RNA of Sturnus vulgaris (Common starling), 1545 nucleotides long. RefSeq names its product ADP-ribosylarginine hydrolase (gene ADPRH). NCBI's taxonomy places the organism in Eukaryota, Metazoa, Chordata, Aves, Passeriformes, Sturnidae. The record is from RefSeq and is a predicted model, not a curated record.